This is a messenger RNA of Archocentrus centrarchus (flier cichlid), 7207 nucleotides long. RefSeq names its product neogenin 1a (gene neo1a). NCBI's taxonomy places the organism in Eukaryota, Metazoa, Chordata, Actinopteri, Cichliformes, Cichlidae. Gene Ontology annotation, molecular function: protein binding. Gene Ontology annotation, cellular component: membrane. The record is from RefSeq and is a predicted model, not a curated record. Gene Ontology annotation, biological process: cell-cell adhesion.
CGGUGGAGAUCCAGCCCUUCAGCACGCUGCUCUCUUACGUCCCGUCCGCGAUCAGUGAACUGGCCGCGGCAGAGAUUUCUCCUUCGGCUCGGAUCUUAUCUUUUCUCCAACUGAGCUCUUUCUAGUCUUUUGCGCGCUUGGCAGUUAUCGGAGUAGUACAGCGGACGCGUCUGUGCGUAGUCGUGCGCAAAUCUUUCCGAGGCUGCGCCUCCGUGGCAAUGGAUUGAUUUCAGUGUUUUUUUUUUUUCUCCUCCAACCUCUGCCUCGACCAAGUUGAGAAAACAGUCUGUAACCUGCGGCUCUCUCCUUCCAGCUACAUGUUUCAUCCGGCCAGUUUUAAAAGUAGCCUACCUGGCUCCGGAUGUUCCUGCACAUUUUAGGACUUUGAACUUUUUUUUUUUUCUCUUUGUGCAUUCACAGGAGGUGGCCGGGGAUUUUAAGGAUUUAUUUAUUUUUUCCAAACCGCUUCUCCGGGGUUCUUAAAGCCUGCAAAAAUUAAUUUGUGAAAAGUGAUGGCCGAGCGGGGAGCUCUGUCGCUCCUCUCUCUCCUCUGUCUCACCUUUCUCUACACGGAGACCACCGCGGCAAAGCAUGUCGACAAAGGUUCAGGAGCGCAGCCCUUCAGCCCCUUCUGGUUCACAGUGGAGCCCCAGGACACACUGGCCAUACGGGGGAACUCCGCUUUCCUCAACUGCUCUGCACACAGCGAUGCAGCCACGCCGGCACGCAUCGAGUGGAAGAAAGACGGCACCUUCAUGAGCCUGGUUUCAGACGAGAGGAGAAAAAUACUGCCCGAUGGCACGCUGUUCUUCUCCCAUGUUGUCCACUCGAAACAUAAUAAGCCAGACGAGGGAACCUACCAGUGUGUUGCCACCAUCGAGAACCUGGGAUCCAUAUCCAGCCGCACAGCACGCCUUGCUGUAGCAGGGAUGCCCAGGUUCGCCAGCCAGCCGUUGCCAGCCGCUGUGUAUCUCGGGGACAGUCAGGUGAUGGCAUGUGAGGUCAACUCGGAUCUGGUGGCCUUCACCCGGUGGGAGAAAGACCGUCAGCCCCUGCAGCUGAGUUCCAAGUUGAUCCAGCUUCCCAGUGGAGCCCUUGUCAUCAGCAAUGCCUCGGAGGCUGAUGCCGGCCUCUAUCGCUGCCUGGUGGAAAAUGUUGGCUCUUCCAAGUCGAGCGAUGAGGCCCAGCUCCAAACACUGCCAGAAACUGGAGAAGAGAGGAAGAUGGAAUUCCUGGUGCAGCCUGUAUCUGUGACCAAGGUGACAGAUGGCAGCGUUCUGCUGCCCUGUGUGGCCACGGGUUACCCUACACCACGCAUCAGUUGGAUGUUUGGAGACAAGCUGCUGGAAGAAAGUGAUGGUCGUGUGGAGGUGCUGGGAGGUGGCAGUCUCCAAAUUUCCAACCUCACGGAGGAGGAUGCCGGCAUCUACACCUGCAUUGCGGACAAUUCCAACACCACCAUCGAAGCCCAGGCCCAACUCACAGUACAAGUUCCUCCCCAGUUUGUGAAGCGACCAGCCAACAUUUACGCCCACGAGUCCAUGGACAUCAUCUUUGAGUGUGACGUGUCAGGGUCACCAGCUCCCACUGUCAAAUGGGUCAAGAAUGGAGACGCUGUCAUCCCCAGUGAUUACUUCAAAAUAAUUAAGGAGCACAACCUGCAGGUUUUGGGUCUGGUCAAGUCAGAUGAGGGUUUCUACCAGUGCCUGGCGGAAAAUGAUGCGGGCAACAUCCAAUCCAGCGCCCAGCUCAUCAUCCUGGAUCACGGCUCCAGAGGUGUAGGCAGUCCAGCAGGGCCUACCCCCUGCCCCCGAGACGUCGUGGCUUCACUGGUGUCCACUCGCUUCAUCAAGCUGACCUGGCGUCCGCCAGCUGAACCGCACGGAGACGAGUUGACCUACUCCGUUUUCUACAGCCAGGAGGGCACAAGCAGGGAACGAGUAGUGAAUACCAGCCGUCCAGGGGAGAUGCAGGUCACCAUCCAGAACCUCAUGCCAGACACCAAAUAUCGCUUCAGGGUUGUGGCCCACAAUAGUAACGGCCAGGGCGAGAGCUCUGCAGCGCUCAAAGUGGCCACCCAAGCUGAAGUCCAAGUGCCCGGCCCGGCUCCUAACCUGCAGGCGGUGUCCAACACGCCAACCUCUGUUGCUCUCAGCUGGGACAAACCCCUCACCGGCAAUGGAGAGAUCCUCACUUACAAGCUGUACUACACAGACAAGAGCGUCGGCAAAGAGGAGGAUGUUGACAUAGACGGUCAGUCGUACACCAUGACCGGGCUGAAGAAGAACACGGAAUACAGUUUCCGUGUGGUGGCCAACAACAAACACGGUCCAGGCGUCUCCACUGAGGACGUCACUGUUCGCACCCUGUCUGACGUACCAAGCGCCCCACCUCAAAACCUCACUCUCGAGGUCCAGAACUCAAAGAGCAUCGUGCUUCGGUGGCAGCCUCCACCCCUGAGUGGCCAGAACGGGAAAAUCACCGGCUACAAGAUACGAUAUCGGAAAGGAUCCCGCAGGAGUGAAUCUGAAACCACUGAAGGCACCCAGCUUUACAAGCUCAUGGAUGGUCUAGAGCACGGAACAGAGUACUCGUUCCGGGUGUCGGCUAUGACAGUAAAUGGAACGGGACCGGCCACUGAGUGGAUGACAGCAGAGACGUUUGAGAGCGACUUGGAUGAAUCACGUGUACCGGACCAGCCUAGCUCGCUGCACGUCCGGCCGCUGGUCAACAGCAUCGUGGUGAGCUGGACGCCGCCGGAGAACCAGGACAUCGUGGUACGCGGUUACACCAUUGGCUACGGCAUCGGCAGUCCCCACGCGCAGACCAUCAAAGUGGACUACAAGCAGCGCUACUACACUAUCGAGAACCUCGACCCCAGCUCCCACUACGUGAUCACACUAAAAGCUUUCAAUAACGUGGGUGAAGGUAUUCCUGUGUACGAGAGCGCCGUCACCAGACCACAGUCAGACCCCAUAGACCCCGAUGUUGACCUGUACGAACUCUUCCAUGCUCCAUACACCCCAGUACCAGACCCUCUCCCCAUGAUGCCGCCCGUGGGUGUUCAGGCCUCCGUGCUGAGCCACGACACCAUCAAGGUGACCUGGGCCGACAACUCGCUGCCCAAGAGCCAAAAGAUUACAGAUAACCGCUACUAUACAGUGCGAUGGAAAACCAACAUCCCUGCCAACACUAAAGUGAAGAUGGCCAACACCACCAGUCUGAGCCACAUGGUGACGGGUCUGAAACCCAACACGCUGUACGAGUUCUCCGUCAUGGUGACCAAAGGCCGCCGCGCCAGCACAUGGAGCAUGACAGCCCAGGGCACCACCUUUGAGACCACUCCCAGCUCCGCCCCGAAGGAUGUGACUGUGGUGAGCAAAGAGAACAAACCCCGCACCAUAAUUGUCAACUGGCAGCCUCCCUCUGAGGCCAAUGGAAAAAUCACUGGAUACAUCAUCUACUACAGCACAGAUGUAAACGCUGAGGUCCACGACUGGGUUAUUGAACCAGUGGUGGGUAAUCGUCUGACUCACCAGAUCCAGGAGCUAACGCUGGACACCACCUACUACUUCAAGAUUCAGGCCCGAAACUCAAAGGGCAUGGGCCCCAUGUCUGAGGCUGUGCAGUUCCGCACUCCAAAAACUGAGUCCUCUGACAAAAUGGCUAAUGACCAAGCCUCAAAUCUUCCACCAAAGCCGGGACUUUCAGGAAGCCAACCUCCACGGGACCCCGUUCCACCUAGAAUUAAAGAUGGGGAAAAUCACAUCCUGGUCAUUGUCAUAAUCAUCUCAGUGGGAGCCUUCACCAUCAUAGUGGUGGUAGUGGGGGCCUUCCUGUGCACACGGCGCACCACGUCCCACCAAAAAAAAAAGCGGGCUGCCUCAAAGUCCUCUAACGGCUCCCACAAAUACAAGGGAAACUCCAAAGACCUGAAGCCACCUGAUCUUUGGAUUCACCACGAGAGGCUGGAGCUUAAACCCAUGGACAAGUCGCCAGAGCCCAACCCAGUCAUGACUGAAACCCCCAUCCCGCGCACCUCACAGGACAUCACCCCCGCUGACAGCGGAUUGGAAAGCAACCCCCACCUGCAGCAGAGGCGCAACUCCUACCGUGGCCACGAAUCAGAGGACAGCAUGUCUACACUAGCAGGCCGACGAGGGAUGCGGCCUAAAAUGAUGAUGCCUUUUGAUGCGCAGCCGCCUCAGCCCGUGAUUAGCGCUCACCCCAUCCAUUCCCUCGAUAACCAUCACCACUAUUAUCACUUGGGCAGCCUGUCGUCGCCGACACGCAGCUACCUCUACCACCAGGGCAGCGGGCACCCACGCCCGCACACCUGCACCACCCCCAUCUCUCAUCUAGACAGGGUGGACUCUACAGAGUCGGUGAGGAACACCCCCAGCUCUGAGCCCGCCCCUCCCGCCACCGCCUCCUCCCAAGCCUCCUGCCCCUCAGAGAUCCUGGCUGACCCUGAGGGCAGCUACCACGGCUCCACCACCACAGAGGAGGAGCCUAGCUACUCCAGCAACCUGCCCCCGCUCCGCUCAGCUCACCCACAUGCCCACGCCCACCCACUCAAGAGCUUCGCCGUUCCUGCUAUCCCAGCCUCCAGCCAUCCAUCAUACGAGUCGCCUGCCCUGCCCAGCACUCCCCUUCUCGCUCAGACUGGGCCUCCCACUCACCCGCACGUUGUGAAAACAGCCUCCAUUGGAACACUAGGAAGGACGCGAACACCGAUGGCGGUCACCGUGCCCAACAUCUCUGAUGUGCCAGAGACCAGCAAGAUGCUCGAAGAUGUAGACAGCAGCUACGAGCCCGACGAGCUGACCGAGGAGAUGGCCCAUCUCGAGGGCCUGAUGAAGGACCUGAACGCCAUCACCACGGCGCCAUGAGCAUGCACUCGCACCAAAACACACACACAUUUUCCCUGUCCACCACACACACGUAUACACACAUACACACAUACAGAAAAGACACACAUUCUGAAGUCAAAUAAACAUAACCAAACAAAAAAAUAAAAACAAAAAAAAAAAUCCCUUUUGGAGCCAGAGGCUGCUGGACACAAAAUGGCUUCUUGUGCCCACGAAAACUCUCACGUCUCCCCUCCAGAGAAAAACAAACUUCCAGACUGAAAUGUAGGAACUUUUUUCGGCUUACCUUGCUCAGUCUCAGGAAGGAGAUCGCCAUGAUAGGGAAGAAAAAGUGAGACACUUCAUCUUUAUAUGAAGAACCAUUCUCAGAGACUAUGAACUUUAAAAGGAAAAAAAACAAGAAAAACAUUGGUCGCUUUCAACCGGAAGAUUGUGAAUUUUUUUUUUUUCCUCAGCAAAAAUGGUAGGUUCUUUUUUUGUUUGUUUUGGGGGUUUUUUUGGUGCCGAACACUCACUUUUGAGACGGUCGAUUCAGUGUCAAGUCCAAAAAUAUGCUGGUUUUGAUGUUGGUGCUCAUGCGGCACAGUCUACACACAGUGUUUGUUUGAUUAGUGUUUUCUUUGUGCAUUUUGUAUAUCUAUUGGACCGUUUCAGUGAAGUGAACAUGGGAUUUCAGCCCCCCCCCCUUUACAACCUUACAUUAUUCAUAAAUUUUUUUUUUACCCACUUUUACCCACACGUGUCAUAUGUUGUGCCAUGACUUUUUAUUGUUUUUUAUGUUAUUGUAUUAUUUUUUACAUAAAUAUCCUUAUAAACAUGUACAUAUGGUUUUUGUUUGUUUGUUUUUUUUUUUAAACUGCCUCAUUUUUUUUUUAUGUUUCCCGUCACUUCAUUAUUAUUAUUUGGGAUGAAAGUGGAAGAACAAAAUUAGUCCUGAAGCUCAGUUUUCAUAUCAGCAGGGGAGAGAGACCUGGUGCGUUUCUACAGUACAUUCUUCUCUGGCAUUGCGUUGCCCCCUUUGUACAUUAAAAUGUUUUCCCAUCUUUGGUUUGUUGUGGGAGCUCCGUUUUAAAAGCCUUACCAACGUGUUUGUAUGUCGGAGACGACUCGGCUCCGCAUGGAUGUAACUCAGCUGUCAUCGUCGGCAGCUUCAUCGUUCAGUGGGACUUGACAGUAUCUCCUCGCGGGUCAGGGGUACCAAGGACUCGGGGCGCUGAUCCCCACCCCUCCUAAAUAAAGAUAAAUCAAUAAACAUCAAUCAAGUACAAUAGAGUUGCGUUUUAUACGAGAAGUUAAGGUGAAUGGGUGUGUCAUUCUCUGAAAACCAAUAUUUGGUUUCAGGCAUCUGUACUGCUGAACCACACAUGUGCGUGUGUGUGUGUGUGUGUGUGUGCGCGCGCCCCCCUCCUCCCACGCUUGCCCUCGGCGGAGUGUGUUUGCUGUUUUCCAGCACCGUGGUUCUUUUACAAAAGUUACCAGAUGCAAAGAUGUUGGCCUUUUGAAGGGGACUCCCAGAUUUUUUUUUUUUUUUUUUACUUUUUACAUGACAAGUUUUGUAUGAAGAAAAAAGAAGCAGCUUGUUCUCGACACAAAUCCAGUUUAAAAAAGGAAAAAAAAAGAAGGAAAAAAAGAAACUAGUUUUUCAUUACCCUCUUACCCAAAGAAACUUGUCAUUUUGCGAUCAUAGUAAUUUGCUCUACUUUUGUGAAUACCAUGUUUCUCAUAAAUGUACAUCGUCAUGAAUGUCAGUAUAACUGUAAGAGAUUUUUACUAUGGAUACAAACAAGAAACAAGUUUUUGUGAGGGGGGGGAGGAGGAGGGAGGUAACAAAAAGGGGGGUGGGGGGGAGAAAAAGGAACGGACUCCAUUUGGGAAAUAAUCUAUUGAGUUGUAAACAGUUGAACCUGUAUUGCACUUUUUCACAAUUUUUGGAAAGUACAUUUCUUACAUAUCUUGUGUUUUAAAUAUCGAAAGCUGUUUGUGUAACGUAGUGUCCUAGGUAAGCAGCAGGCAGCUGGUCUUGUUUUUCAUGUUUAUUAUUAUUAUUAUUAUUAUUAUUAUUAUUAUUAAUUUUUGUUUUGUUUUGUUUUUGCUUCAGAGAUGAUAUGAAUUGAGCAGCCAGGUGUUUUACUCCGCAGCUCGCCAUGAGGAAUUCUGUCGUUGCUUGUUCAUGUACAGAGCUUUCUUUGCUUUCUGUAGAAACAACAAAAAAAAAAAAUCUGUGGCUUUUUAAAAAAUGUUGGAAAAAUGUUUGGGAAAAAAAAAAAAAGAUGUUUUUUUUAUUGGUGCUCCUAUACAUUGUGUAUACAAACAAUUAUGAAUACUAACAAAGUAAA